Anthostomella pinea is the source of this 555-nucleotide messenger RNA. The record is from the annotation of a GenBank genome assembly. NCBI's taxonomy places the organism in Eukaryota, Fungi, Ascomycota, Sordariomycetes, Xylariales, Xylariaceae.
AUGGCUUCACUCGGUCCAUCCGCCGCAGGCAGUGCCGUAUCCUCCGUCUCCUCCGCAUCAGCAGUCCCCACACACCACCACCACCAUCACCAUAGCCUCGAAGCCGGCGCCAUCGCCGGCAUUGUGAUUGGGUGCGUGAUAGGCGGUCUCCUGCUCCUCGGCCUAGGCUUAUGCCUGUGCUGCGGCAAGAUGUUCAAGCGCGGCAACAAGAAGGCCGAGCAGCAGGUCCACCACCACGAGCAGUACAAGUCUCCGCCGGUCCAGCACAUCGAACGCCAGUACAACAGCCCUCGAACCACUACUACACCGCAGAUGGAACGCGGUGAUCCCGUCGGUGCUUCUGAAUUUCAGCUCCCCUGCCACACCGCUAGAACCGGAAACGGAACGACUGGCCGCUCCGGUGCUACAUAUGCACAGCCUGGCUGGGGGUCGGACAACACGUCUCGCGGCGAGCAGCAGCUCCACCCCAGCGUGGCCGGGAGUCACGGAGUAGUUGGACCCGGCCGCAUCAAUGCUGGACAUCCUGGCCGACUGCGCAACGGCGAGGACGUAUGA